Paramecium primaurelia is the source of this 822-nucleotide messenger RNA. The record is from the annotation of a GenBank genome assembly. Lineage: Eukaryota; Ciliophora; Oligohymenophorea; Peniculida; Parameciidae.
AUGAUCUUCCUGUCAUACCAAACCCUUCAUAAUUGUUUUACAAGUCUUUUUUCCUCAAUGUUUCUUAAAAACAUCUUUUUCUCCCUUAUAGUUCCUUUAAAAUCAAUAAUCAAUCCUAAAAAAGUCUAUUCUCAAUUACUAUUUGAACCACAUAAAUUAGAGAUCAUCUUCAACAAUAUAUUAUUUUACUAAGCAUUCUCUCAAUAAUUUAUUAAUUAACGAUUCAAAUUUUCAAAUCCAAAAAUAAACCACACUUAUUACAAUAUUACAAUCAAAAAAGUAUUUCAUUAUUUUAAUUAUUGAUAAAUCUAAAUCAUCAAGAGUAAAUAGAAUAUCUCAAUUCUCAAAAAAGUACAUUAAAUAACUAUUUUAAUAAUUAGGACUAAAAAACAAUUCUCAUUAAAAGUUAAAUUGAUAAUGUUUAAUUCAAUUAACAUAUAUUAAGGAUUUAGCAGAAAGAUUUAUCAAAAAAUAAAUAAGUUAGAAUUUAAGUUUAUGAUAAUGUCUAAUAUAAUUAUUAUUGUUCAAACAAAAGAUGGCUAAAUAGGUGAUUUAAUUAUGACUGACUAAAGAGUCUUAAAAAACUUAGUUAAAAAGGUUAGGGAUAAUUUUGGGGCAAAACACUCUAUACAAAAAAACAACUUAUUAAUUCUUUAUCAUAUUAUUAGAAUAAUAAAAAUAAAAACUUGUAUGAAUGAAAAAAAAUAAUUUGUAGAAAUAGUUUGGAAAGUUAAGGCUGUUAAUUUAAUUGGUAUAUUAAAAGGAAUAAAUUAUUAGUAUUUAAUAAAUAAAAAUAAUUGUUAUUUUAUGUUCCAAUUUUGA